CCUGGCGUCCCCUCCGGCGUCCGGCCGCUCCCGUCUUCCGAGUUGGGGCCAGAUGACCGGCCGCCGCCGCCGCCGCCGCGAGCUGUCCCUGGGGCGCGCCUGCCCCGGCAGAGCCGGCUGCCCUGCGCUCAGGCGCCCGUGCGUCCCCAGCCUCCGCCCCGGCGCGGGGGCGUUCGAGUCGCGCGUGCGCAGCGCGGGAGGGGCGCGGGCUCGACCCCCCGGGCUGGCGCGUGCGCUGACAGAGCGUGGGGCGGCGGGGGGCCCGCGGCGGUCGGCUGGGAUGAGCCUCCGGACGCUGUGGCCUAUCUGAGGAGAAGGCCGGUGCGGGAGGAGCGCGCCGAGCCGUGCCAUGGCGUUCCUGACCGGGCCGCGCCUGCUGGACUGGGCCAGCUCGCCGCCGCACCUGCAGUUCAAUAAGUUCGUGCUGACCGGCUACCGGCCAGCCAGCAGCGGCUCGGGCUGCCUGCGCAGCCUCUUCUACCUGCACAACGAGCUGGGCAACAUCUACACGCACGGCUUGGCCCUGCUGGGCUUCCUGGUGCUGUUGCCGAUGACCAUGCCCUGGGGGCAGCUGGGCAAGGACGGCUGGCUGGGGGGCACACACUGCGUGGCCUGCCUGGCACCCCCUGUGGGCUCUGUGCUCUAUCACCUCUUCAUGUGCCACCAAGGGGGCGGCCCUGUGUACGCCCGGCUCCUCGCCCUGGAUAUGUGUGGGGUCUGCCUUGUCAACACCCUCGGGGCCCUGCCCAUCAUCCACUGCACACUGGCCUGCAGGCCCUGGCUGCGCCCAGCUGCCCUGGUGGGCUACACCAUGCUGUCAGGUGUGGCUGGCUGGCGGGCCCUCACCGCCCCCUCCACCAGUGCCCGGCUCAGAGCCUUUGGUUGGCAAGCUGGUGCCCGCCUGCUGGUAUUUGGGGCCCGGGGAGUGGGGCUGGGCUCAGGAGCUCCAGGCUCCCUGCCCUGCUACCUGCGCAUGGAUGCACUGGCACUGCUUGGGGGGUUGGUGAAUGUGGCCCGCUUGCCAGAGCGCUGGGGACCUGGACGCUUCGAUUAUUGGGGCAACUCCCACCAGAUCAUGCACCUGCUCAGCGUGGGCUCCAUCCUUCAGCUGCAUGCCGGCGUCGUGCCUGACCUGCUCUGGGCCGCCCACCAUGCCUGUCCCCCAGAUUGAGCUGCCUCCUGCCUGCCAUACUGGCCUGUCCAGGGCCUCCUGGGGCCAACACCACCACACUUUCCUCCUGCUGGCCUACAAGGGGCCGGCUCCCUGGGUGCCUCCAGCGAGCAAGACAUCCCAGCUGGGAGCCCUCAUCUGCUCAUCCACUCUUCCCUGUGGACUAACCUCUUCUUCAACGCAGGCCUUGAAGCUCCAGCUUCCGCUCCCUGCCCUCUCCCUCCAGGGUACUGUUCUACUGUCAGCAGGAAGGAACCUUUCCCUCUCUGGGCCUCCAUUUACCCUCUGGGACCUGUGAGGGGUGGCUCUCUGGAGUUACGUCUUGCUCUGACAGUUGGGGUGCUGCCAGCUUACCAGGCCUGCAAGCCCAGAGCCAUCGCUCCCUGUGGCCCCUCCCACAGGCACCUCCUAGGGCCCUGGGCCAGCCCCUCAGGCCCAUGCUUCCUGACCUCCGUCUUUCUGCCCCAGCCCUUCCAGCAGCCAGAAGCUUGCCCACCUUUCUCCCUUCUGUCCAGAUACUGUGGAGUGAGGGGUAUGGAGCAGCAGGACUAGCCUCUUCUCCCAGGACCAUGUGGGCACUGACCCUUCCUGUACCAGCUGGCCAAGAGGCUGCUGCUUCUUCCAGGCAACUGGUAUAGACCUAAAGUGGUGUGACCUGGACCCAGGCUCCACAGAUCCAGGCCCCAUAGGACUAAAGGCCCACCUUCCACCUUCAGUGCCAUGCUCUCACGGCUCUACCUGCCCAUCGGGGACGUUCCCACUCAGGAAAUCUCUUUGCUGCACACAGUGUGUGGCUCUGUUUCUACAGCAGGGCUCAGUCUCAGGGCCCGUCCCUGGGGCCUAAGGCCCUGGACAUCAAUAAAGGGACAGGAAGCACUGUGUUGCCACACAAGCAAGCCUGGAUGCUCCCAGGAUUCAAAUACCUUUUAUUAGAUAUGGCCAGGCAGAGGGGACCAUGAGAGUUCCCAUAGGGAAAGGGGAUAAAAGGUUAAAAGCACCGAGGCUGGGCCGAGGGCUCAGGUUGGGUCCAGUGAGUCCUCAAAUAGGCUGAGGAGGUUCCGAGGCUCAAAGGAGGGGAAGGAGCCCCGAGGAGGCUCCAAGUCAAUGUCACUUAGGUCCAGGGCAUCCCUGGUGGGACGGAAGAAAAAGGAAUGACAUUCGGGAUCUGAAAGCCAACCCUGCCCACCCCCCAGCCUGGGGCCUGCUUACCUCGGUGUGUGCCUGCUCCAGGGGGUGGAGGUGCUCCCGUUGGCCUGGGCCAGGACGGCCUCUGGAGAGAACGAGGGCCUGCAGGAGGGUGAGUGAGAGAAGCAGGGUGUCGAGGGGUGAGGAGCAUAGGACAAGGCCAGCUCUGUCCCUGCUCAGGUUCCAGGUUCCUACCUGACACAGGCAGGGGAGCCUCAGCCUGGGCAAUAAAAACAUGAUGCACUUUGAAAGCA
This is a messenger RNA of Cynocephalus volans (Philippine flying lemur), 2610 nucleotides long. RefSeq names its product progestin and adipoQ receptor family member 4 (gene PAQR4). Gene Ontology annotation, molecular function: signaling receptor activity. The transcript is spliced from 3 exons. The coding region runs from base 350 to 1171 and encodes 273 amino acids. Gene Ontology annotation, cellular component: membrane. The record is from RefSeq and is a predicted model, not a curated record. NCBI's taxonomy places the organism in Eukaryota, Metazoa, Chordata, Mammalia, Dermoptera, Cynocephalidae.